Messenger RNA from Hemicordylus capensis (graceful crag lizard), 1568 nucleotides. RefSeq names its product transformer 2 beta homolog (gene TRA2B). NCBI's taxonomy places the organism in Eukaryota, Metazoa, Chordata, Lepidosauria, Squamata, Cordylidae. Gene Ontology annotation, cellular component: spliceosomal complex. The coding region runs from base 124 to 1041 and encodes 305 amino acids. Gene Ontology annotation, biological process: positive regulation of mRNA splicing, via spliceosome. The record is from RefSeq and is a predicted model, not a curated record. Gene Ontology annotation, molecular function: RNA binding. The transcript is spliced from 9 exons.
GAGAGGGGCGGGGCCUCCACAGUUCUGUUCCGUCGUUCGUCACUUCCUCUGCGGAGAAAGCUCGCGAACGGACGGUUUGGUGCUGCUAACUGCGAUCGGUGUCCAGCACUCCGAGGCGGGAGGAUGAGCGACAGCGGGGAGCAGAACUACGGCGAGCGGGAAUCCCGUUCUGCUUCCAGAAGUGGAAGUGCUCAUGGUUCCGGAAAGUCUCCAAGGCACUCGCCUGCUAGAUCUCGGUCCAAGGAAGGUUCAAGGCGAUCUAGGUCAAAAUCUAGAUCAAGAUCUGAAUCUCGAUCCAGAUCAAGGAGGAGUUCUCGCAGACAUUAUACAAGGUCACGGUCACGUUCUCGAUCCCAUAGGAGAUCAAGAAGCAGAUCUUACAGCCGUGACUAUCGCCGUCGACACAGUCACAGCCAUUCUCCUAUGUCUACUCGUCGGCGUCAUGUUGGCAACAGAGUAAGGCUGGGAUGGCAGCAGUUGACCAGAGAUCAUUCAGCUGCAAAUCCUGAUCCAAACUGUUGUCUUGGUGUGUUUGGAUUAAGCCUGUACACAACAGAAAGGGAUCUGAGAGAGGUAUUCUCCAAAUAUGGCCCAAUUGCUGAUGUUUCUAUUGUGUAUGACCAGCAGUCGCGACGUUCUAGAGGAUUUGCCUUUGUGUAUUUUGAAAGUGUUGAUGAUGCUAAAGAGGCAAAAGAGCGUGCAAAUGGAAUGGAACUUGAUGGAAGAAGAAUCAGAGUUGAUUUCUCAAUAACAAAGAGGCCUCACACACCGACGCCUGGAAUUUACAUGGGGAGACCUACCUAUGGUAGUUCACGGCGAAGAGAUUAUUAUGACAGAGGUUAUGACAGAGGCUAUGAUGACCGUGAAUAUUAUGGCAGAUCAUAUAGAGGAGGUGGUGGUGGAGGAGGAGGAGGAGGAGGAUGGCGAGCUGCCCAAGACAGGGAUCAAAUGUACAGGAGAAGGUCACCAUCUCCGUAUUACAGCCGAGGGGGCUACAGAUCUCGCUCCCGGUCUCGAUCAUAUUCACCACGUCGCUAUUGAAGCGUGGAACUGAGGAUUUUGUAGCUACAGACAAUGCAUUGAGAUUGCAAAUUUGUGGACAAUACGUGUCACUUUUGUUUAAGUCUUAUAGUGCCUAGUGAAUAGGUGACUUUUACACCUUUUAUGGAGACUACUUUUGGUGAAGUUUUAAAAUGCUGUUUCAUUCUGCAUAUUUGUGUAGUUGGUGCUUUGUUCAGAGUUGUGGUUUGAGAAAAGUAUGUCUUCUGCAUGUGUGUUAGUCUGAAAUUUGAGGAAAGAUUUCUAUUGUCCAAAGUUGUUCUUCUUUUUUUUUUUUACAGUUUCCAGUGUGUUUUGAAGAUCAAAACCUGUGUAAUAUGCUUUGAAAUUGUGGCAUAAUAAAGUUUUUUUUUAAUUACUUUGAAGCCCAUAUCUCAUACUUGGUGAAAGUGUGAGUCAGAAGGAACAAAACUAUUUACAUAUUCAAAGCAAUAUCCAGAAUUAUGUGCCCUUAACACUUUCUCCACUACCUUCUGUAAUAUGAAUAAAAAGCUCAUAUUGUAACUUUU